This is a messenger RNA of Cylicocyclus nassatus, 906 nucleotides long. Lineage: Eukaryota; Metazoa; Nematoda; Chromadorea; Rhabditida; Strongylidae. The record is from the annotation of a GenBank genome assembly.
AGUUGAAUGCCAGGGACUAGAUUAAUAAAACGUGACUGGGUCAAGGACCACGUUUACUUGGUGCAAUUUCCCCGCGCUGGGUGCAUCCCAUCGCCGUCGCCGUUCGCGCUCAAAGUGGAAACAUGGCUUAGGAUGGCUAAUAUACCAUAUACGAACAUCAGCAAUAACUUCUCAAAGUUUUCCGACAAAGGCCAAAUACCAUUUAUUGAAGUGAAUGGCCGAGAAAUUGCCGAUAGCAACUUCAUUAUUGAUCAUCUGAUUGAGGAAUUACAUAAGAAGGACAUUGAUGACCGUCUAAGUCCAGAAGAAAAAGCUAAUGCAAGAGCAUAUCAUGCACUGAUUGAAGACAGCCUGCGAUGGGUACUGAUUGAGCUGCGAAGUCGAGAUAAUAAAUGGUUCGCUAGCAACAUGGGAUUUUUACCUCACUUUGAAGGCUUCAAGAAAAUGGCAUUCAAAAAUUUCGUCUGUGAAAUGAUACGGAGAAAACUGCAAGCGCAAGCAAAAUUCCAAGGAAUGGGUCGAAACUCUCCAGAAGAAGUUACAAUACUUGCUAAAAAGGACCUUGAUGCGUUGAGCCAGUUUCUGGGCAAUAAACAGUAUUUCUUUGGGGAUCAACCAGUGACGCUCGACUGCGAGAUAUUCGCACACUUAGCGCAAUUUUUAUACACACCGCUUCCCGCUUCACCGGAAUUGAGAACGUACAUUCAGGAACACUGUCAGAAUUUGGUUGCCUUCGUUGAGCGAAUGAAGGCGAGAUACUGGCCAGAUUGGGAAGAAGCAACGAACAAACGUUCAAUGGAUAGUGACUGGAAGAAACACAUUAAUAAUCCAAAUUUGGAUGCUUCAUUUCCUCCAAAUGUAGACACUUCGAUUCAACGAAACAUAGAAAUUAAGUACACGUCUUAG